This is a messenger RNA of Alternaria conjuncta, 540 nucleotides long. RefSeq lists its product as uncharacterized. Bases 1 to 540 code for a protein of 179 amino acids. NCBI's taxonomy places the organism in Eukaryota, Fungi, Ascomycota, Dothideomycetes, Pleosporales, Pleosporaceae. The transcript is spliced from 2 exons. The record is from RefSeq and is a predicted model, not a curated record.
AUGGAGCCGCUCGCUGCCCUGGGAAUUGCUGGGAACAUCAUACAGAUAGUGGACUUCGCCUCUAGCCUUGUGUCGCGUAGCCACGAGCUUUAUCAGUCAGCUGAUGGCAAGCUUGCCGAUCAUACAGUGCUGCAUAGUGCUGCGCAAAACCUUCUGGGGUUGUGCGACGAGUUGCGCCUUCUCGAUCCGCAAGGUGAGCCCGAGCCUGCUGGUGUCGACUUCAUGUACGCGCCUACCACACCUAAAGGACCUCCCAAGCUCUCUGCUGCCGAUGCCCGACUUGUUCAGCUUAUGAAAGACUGCGAAGCUGCCGCGAACAAGCUUCGCGACGCUUUAAACAAAGCAAGCGGAAGCAGCCAUAGCAACGCGUGGAAAAGUGUUUAUCAAGCCUUAAAGAGUAUACACAGCGAUCAGGAGAUUACCAAACUUGCUAGCCAGCUUGACGGCAUCCGGAAGCAGGUGGAUAGUACUGUGCUGGUGUCGAUUCGUUCCCUAGCAACCUACGUGGGUUUCGAAUGCGGAAGGAUCAAAGAGACAUGA